ACAAAGAUGCAAUGAGGAAGAACAACACGACGUCGUCAUCUCUUUUCCCUAAAGUUUCCUUCCCCCUUCAAGCUGAAAAUCUUACUACACUCGGCUGAACUUCAGAAGCUAAGUUUACUCGGGAUAAAGUUAAAUCAAGAACCUGCCUUUUCUGCUUCUUUCAGAUCGCCAGGUGCUAAACUCAGAACCUUUCAGCUGGAGUAGAAAAGGGAAUGAAGAAAUGGGCUGGAAUCCUGCUGAUUCUAGGCCUUGCUGUUAUUUUGUUGAUUCGGUAUGGUUUGAUGGAAAAACCGCUACGAAAGCAAUCAGCUUUUGAUUUUUUCAACAAUCAUCCACCUAGUGUAAAUGUAGAGGAUUAUUUGAAGGAUAUUAGUGAUGGGGAUGGGGCGGAAUUGCCUCCGAAAAAGGAUGUCGAUUAUUCUGGUUUUAAGGAAAAGCCUCGGUUUGUUGAUUUUGAUGGGUUGGGUGAUUUGUAUAGCUUGAGUAAUGUUUCCAAAGAAGAGUCGGGGGCUUUGCUUGUGUGGAGCCAGAUGAGGGCAUUGUUAUCUCGAUCUGAUGCAUUGCCUGAGACUGCUCAGGGAAUCAAGGAGGCUGCUGUAGCUUGGAAAGAGCUGUUAUCGACAAUUAGAAAGGAUAAAGCGUUGAAUGUGUUGGACGAUAAGGAAGAUAAGGAUUGCCCUUACUCGGUUAGUCUGUUUAAUGCAACGUUAUCAAGGGAUGGGAGUAUUCUUGAAAUCCCCUGCGGUCUAAUUGAGGACUCGUCCAUUACGGUGAUUGGCAUACCUGACUCAGAAAAAGAAAGUUUCCAAAUUAAUCUUGUUGGUUCUCAGUUGCCUGAGGAUCCAAAGUCUCCUAUAGUUUUGCAUUAUAAUGUUGUUUUGCCGGGUGCAAACUUGACAAAGGAUCCCAUUAUCACUCAGAAUACAUGGACUAAUGCAUCUGGGUGGGGAAAGGAGGAGAAGUGCCCUGAUCAUGGCUUUUCUGACACACUAAAAGUGGAUGGACUUGCAAGAUGUAACACGAAAAUUAUCAGAAGCAAUAGGGAAGAUACUUCAAAUGCUAGUCUUCUGGAAAGUGUGAAAUUGACUAAUGCUUCAAAUGGGACAGCACAUGCAAGUGCCAAUUUUCCAUUUGUCGAAGGCUACCCAUUUACUGCAACAUUAUGGGUUGGUGUAGAAGGGUUUCACAUGACUGUAAAUGGAAGACAUGAGACAUCUUUUGCCUAUAGAGAGAAACUCGAGCCUUGGUUGGUUAAUGAAGUCAGGGUGGAGGGUAGCUUGGGCAUCAUAUCCACCCUAGCAAAAGGACUGCCGGUUUCUCAAGAUCCCGAUUUGGCUGAUAUUGAGCACCUCAAAGCUCCGCCAAUUAGUCUCAAGAAAAGACUCACACUGCUAAUUGGAGUUUUCUCGACGGGAAACAAUUUUGAGAGACGUAUGGCAUUAAGGAGAUCGUGGAUGCAGUAUGAAGCUGUGCGUUCAGGGCAAGUGGCGGUCCGCUUUUUCAUUGGUCUUCACAAAAGCAGGCAGGUCAAUUUUGAGCUUUGGAGAGAAGCUCAAAUAUAUGGAGAUGUUCAACUGAUGCCUUUUGUCGAUUACUACAGCCUGCUCAGUCUAAAAACCGUUGCAAUAUGCAUUCUCGGGGUGAAAAUCCUCCCUGCGAAAUAUAUCAUGAAAACGGAUGAUGAUGCUUUUGUAAGGAUAGAUGAAGUGCUGACAAGCCUCAAGGGAAAGGGCCCCGACGGUCUGUUGUAUGGUCGAGUAUCGUUUGAAUCUUCUCCCCACAGGGAUAAGGAAAACAAAUGGUACAUCAGCACCGAGGAAUGGCCUCAUUCCUCUUAUCCACCUUGGGCGCAUGGUCCAGGCUAUAUAAUUUCUCGGGAUAUAGCCAAGUUCAUUGUUCAGAGUCAUCAAGAAAGGAACCUCAUUCUUUUUAAGCUAGAAGACGUUGCAGUGGGCAUAUGGAUCAACGAGUUCAAACGGAAGGGUCACAAGGUGCGAUACAUAAACGAUGAUCGAUUCUACAAUGCUGGGUGUGACACGGACUACAUUCUUGCCCAUUACCAGAACCCGAGGAUGGUUCUCUGCCUGUGGGAGAAGCUGCAGAAAGAGCAUCAACCAAACUGCUGCGAGUAAUUAACCGAGCACUGUAAGCCAUAGCCCAGCUUCACUUUCCACAUUCUUUUGAUGAUCAUGUCAAGAUGUACACUGCUUUUUCUCUCUUUUUUACAUUGAUUAUUGCAGUUUUUUUGGCCUUAAGAUGCAUAUACAGUCUUGCUAACUUUGCUGA
This is a messenger RNA of Ipomoea nil (Japanese morning glory), 2286 nucleotides long. Its product is annotated as hydroxyproline O-galactosyltransferase GALT3. The transcript is spliced from 8 exons. The record is from RefSeq and is a predicted model, not a curated record. Lineage: Eukaryota; Viridiplantae; Streptophyta; Magnoliopsida; Solanales; Convolvulaceae. The coding region runs from base 213 to 2132 and encodes 639 amino acids. Gene Ontology annotation, cellular component: Golgi membrane. Gene Ontology annotation, molecular function: carbohydrate binding; galactosyltransferase activity.